Messenger RNA from Trypanosoma cruzi, 1116 nucleotides. RefSeq lists its product as uncharacterized. NCBI's taxonomy places the organism in Eukaryota, Euglenozoa, Kinetoplastea, Trypanosomatida, Trypanosomatidae. Bases 1 to 1116 code for a protein of 371 amino acids. The transcript has a single exon. The record is from RefSeq and is a predicted model, not a curated record.
AUGGAGACAAAUGUUGAGACGCAGAGGCAGGAGAGCGGCUCCCCAAAGGAGUUAGCUGGGACACGGGCCCAAAAAGCCCCGGAGGCUGCCGCCGAGUUUGACUACAGGGAGCUCGGUGAAGCCGCGGUGCAGGAGUUUGAGGAGUAUUCAAGUGCGAGUGGUGCUGCUCCUGGUCGUCGAAGUUCUAUUCGGUUUGUUCUUGCCAGCAUUGAGGAAAAAGAGAAUGAGCUGAGAGAGUUGGAGGCGCGUGAGAAGGCUGUUGAGUCACAGCUGCAGGUGUACAGCGAAGUCAUUGGCCUGCGCAAGGAGCUUCGGCUUGUGAAGGAAGAAACGGAGCGGGUGAGACGGCAGCUUGAUUCCAUCAAUGUGUUUGCAGAAAAGUACGGUAAUGCCGUUGAACGCGACCUCAAUUCUGCCGAAGAGGAGGCACAGCGGUCCCAUGUGCAGCAGGUUUGGACGAGUGUGUGCCGGGAAAGGCCCAAUGAGAGUCUUGGGGAUCCGUCUUCGUGGACAAAAGUGGAUCUUGAUAACUUGUCUCGGCGUGUGGAGGCUGCGAGGGGGAAGCUCCAGGCGGCAAGUAAUGCUGCUGCCAAAGUUUACGCAUCACAGGAGGACAUGAUCAACAAGAACACUGAAGAACGCGAUAAGGCCAAGGCCAAGCUGCUUGAAAGCGUUGGGGUGGAGAUGGCGAAGCUUGUUGAGACCCGCUCUCGACUAAAGCAACUGGAUGAUGAUCAGCGGUACCAUUUCCGUCGUGGCACACACGUGAAGCAGCGUCAUGUGCCCUCCCUGAAGGAGCAGGAUAUAAUGAAGGGCCGUGUUUACAACGAUGAGUCAAGGCAGUUUGGUGAUGUCGUUUUGCUGGAGGACGAGUGCAAAGAUCUGACGGAGUGGGUGAACGGGGCCAAACGUGAGCUGGAGGACAACAAGCGCAGCUACGCCAAGGAACAGAGCGAGCUGGAGGAGCAGCUGCAGGUGAUGGAGGACAACGGUAAGGAGGCACGUGAGUUACGGGCGUUCUUUGAACGGGAGAACGACCAGCUGAAGGGACUCAAGCAGGAUCUUCAGCACGUGCUGAUCUACGUCCGCAUGCGCAACCGUGAGGCGUUUACUUAA